AUGCCUGCAGCAGCAAAUCCUGGUGCAACAGCAACCACUGCUGCAGCAGCGACUCGACACAACACCCCCGCACGCACAGGGUGGCCCUGCCAGUGCCCUGCGGUGGGCCCCGAGGAGCUACCUGCGGACUCGCCGCUGAGGGCCCCUUUGGAGCGGGCGCCGACUGCAGACGAUCCCGAUCCCAGCGCGCUGGCCCUGCGGGACCUUCUUGUCUUUCCCUGCCCCCCUCUGGGCCCCAACUUGGCUGCCGCUGAUGGGGUUUGGCCUCCCCUCAAUGUGCGGCACCCGGCGGUCAAGCGGGGGGGUGGACCAGGCUGCCACUACAGCUACCGCGACCUGCCCAACAUGCUGUCAGGGGGAGACCUAGACGGCGACAAAUAUUGGGUGAUAUGGGAGCCCUUGUUAGUGCAGCCACUUUUGGAAAAUUGGAUUAAGGGUGCAGCUCCGGCCCCUGCAGCUGUGCACGAGCCAACCCCAGAAUGUGUUGGUAAGGAGGCCCUCAGCUGCAGCAGCAGCAGCAGCACCGACAGCAGCAGCAGCAGCUCCUGCAGUGGCAGUGAAGCAGAAGGCGACACUGAGGACGAGCCAUGGCCAGCAGAUUCUCCAACAGCAGCAGAGAAAGAGGGAAAAAUAGACGGGAGGCACGAAACUGCUUCGACAGCAGUAGCAGCAGAAGGAACAACAAUAGCUUCACCAGCAACAACACCAACUGCAGCAGCAACGUCAACAGCAACAAUGGACCCACAGGUGCCUUAUACGAUUGAGACUGAUGAGCGACAGGGAGAGAAGCACACAGCUGCACUGCGCACGACAGCAGACCAGAGGCCAAGAGGAGCUGAUGAUGGGCUUCAACUUGAAAUAUUCCAGACGGAAACAGUUGCAGCACCAACGGCUGAAGCAGCAGAAAGAGCAGCAGCAGCAGCAGCGACAGCAGCAACAGCAGCAGCAGAAGCAGUAGUAGAAGCACAAGAAGAAGCAGAAAUAGCAAAUGCCGAGCAGCAGGAACAAAGCCUUGGAGGAUAUUCGACUCCCCGCUCCCUGGAGCCUCCUAGGAAGCAACAGCAGGCCUUGGAUAUUAAAAGGGCAAAACACGCAAGGCCGCAGAGCCCCACUGCAGCAACAACAGCAGCAGCAGCAGCAGCAGCCGGAGGGGCGGAGACGCAGGCUCUGGCCCGGUACCUGCUGAAGGUGCAGAGGCAGUGUCAGUUAGGCAUCAUUGCGAAGAGCCACUUGCGCUUCUGCCACUUGCCAGUUUGUUACUACACAGAGGACUGGAAAAGGGGCAAGGCGAGCAGCGAGGGGGCUUUGGCCCUGGCAGAUCUUGCUGCUGCUGCAGUGGACGCCCCGAAGACGGGGAAGCAGGUGCUGCUGCGCAGCAGCCUGCGCUGCUUCCUCGAACCCCACUUCCUGGCCAGCCCAGACCACAGACAGGCAGAGUUUGCUGCAGUCAAUCUCCGCAGCAGAACUAAAAGCUUUGUCUCCUGCAGCAUUUUGGGCUGCCUCUACGACAGACUUGCCCUCAUCUUGCCCCCGCCGAGGCCCUGCCUGGCGGCAGUGGCUCUCCGCCCGCCCCAAGGCAGCCCGGAUCCGCGGCUGUUCUGCCCUGUGAGGGUCAAAACAGUCUGUGUGGGCUUUGAGUAUCGGCCCGAGGCUUUGCUUCCCUACAAGGGAGAGAGCCGAAUUUACUGUUUGCACAUGGAAGUGGCUCUGCCCCCUCUACUAGUGGGUGGGGGCCCCCCGCCCCCCGGCAGCAGUCAAGACGGAUUACCCCGCAGCAUUCUUACUGCCCUGCAUAUCUCAGCGAAAAACUGCAGGGCCUGCAUACGCACGCAGAGCCUCCCCCUCCCCAGCAGCAGCAGCAGCAGCAACAGCAAUAGCGCCAGUAGCAGCAGCAGUGGCAGCUGCAGCGCCCGCAGCAGCAAGUGCAGCAGCAGCUCGAGUGAGACCGGAUGCCUUGCAGGCAGAUCGAUAGCCGGAGCGCUUCCAGCGGCAGGAGGAGGAGCAGCGGCAACAGCAGCGCCAGCUGCUACUGCUGCCGCUACUGCUGCUGGAAGCUGCCUCCGAAUCCCUGUUAGCAGCCCCAACGCGCAGCAGCAUUCUCGGCCUUGCUGUGCUGUGCUGCACUCUGCUGCUGAAGCUUCUGCUUCGCUUCCCUAUCCUCUCCUCUACUGUUCCCUUAGCUGCGACCUCGGGCUUGCUUUGAAGGAUCCUCUGGCUGCAUGUACUGAGGUGGAGCUAGGAGGCAAGGCUUUGGUUCUGCUGCUGCUGCCGCUUAUGCUGGGACUUCUUUCCCUCUUCAUUGCGAUGGUCUUGCCUGCGACGAGUUAUGAUUCCGGCAUGCUUCUUGUUGCCCCUAUGCAGUUCAUAUGUGCUGCUGCUGCUGCUGCAACUCUUGCUGCAGUUGCUCUGGAGUACGUUUUAGCUUCUACUGGGGAGGCUGCAGUCAGCCCCGCUGUCUUCGGCCGUCCCACAGUGCUGCUUCCUCCUCAGCUGUGGGGUCCCGAUCGCUCUGCAGUGUACGUACACCUGCCAAGGCCUGCGGAGGACCUCCAGGCACUCCUUGAGGCUCUUAACAAGCAACUUCUGCUUCUGCUGCCGCCGCCUCAUCCCCCUUCUCCGCCGCUGCAGCAGCUGACUCUGCUUCCAGGCAGCAGCCAGCUGCAGCACGCAGUGUACAUUGGGACGCUCUCCAGCAGCAGCAGCAGUAGAAAUGAAUUGCUGUCUCCGAUGUUUGACAGAGGCAUUGGCACGGACUGCUGCUGUGUCCCUUCUGCUGCUGCCACAGAGGAGCCUCUGGCCCUCUUAUCCCUCACCCCCCACGGAGCUGUUUGGGAGGACUGGCAAGAAGCCCCUUGGCUGCAGGAGCUGCAGACUGAGGAUUUCCUGCUGCGCUGUCUCUCAUUCAGCCCUUUCAAGGGCCCCUACAGCAGCAGCAACAACAGCAGCAGUAGCAGCAGCAGCAGCAAAAGUGGUGAGAGGAGUGGGGAGGAGCUGCUGCAGCAACUGACACGCCUGGCCAGUGCAGCAGUAGCAAGCCAGCAGGAAAAGGCGCUGCAGCUGCGCCCGCAGCUGAGGCCGCGCCUGGACUGCUGCAGGCCUCUUGUUGCUGCUGCUUAUGCAGCUAAAAAGCCCUCGAAGAGGAGGCCUAGGAAUUUCGUCGUGCUCGAUCGCCCCCUGACAGGGCUGUGUCUUCGUCUGCUGCUGCUGCAGCUGCUGGCGAAACUGCCGGCCAGCAGCAAUUCGGGCGCGAGGGUGCAGCAGCUGUGGCGGGCCCUGGGGGUGCAGCUGCACUUGCCUCUGUUAGGCCUUUCUGCCCCAGGCCAAAGGCCCCUGGGAUCGACUUUGUACUCGAUCUCAGCCCUGGCUGACGGCGCCAUGGACGCUUUCGGCGUCAAGCUGCUGCUGCAGCACCACUGGAAGCACAGACGGCACCUGCUGCUGCAGCUGAACAACCAGCAGCUCCAGCAGCUGCAGCAGCAGCUGCAGCAGCAGCAGCGUCAGCCCCAGCAGCAGCGAGUCGCCCCGCAGGCAGCCAUAUGGGAAAUCGUGCGACGAGCAGCAUCACACAUUGCUCCGUCACAAGAGAGAGAGGCAGCACUGCCAAAGGACAUCAUUUGCAGCAGCAGCAGCAGCAGCAGUAGCAGCAAACUCAGCCGGGCCACUUUGGCGUUCAGCAGCGCAGCUUCUGCUUCUUCAUUCCUUCUGCAGCAGCAGCAGCAGCAAAACGGGGCCCCAGGGGGCCCUUUGCUGCUGCUGAGGCGGCUGCCGCUGCCCUUCGAGCUGAAAGUAAGCCCCCUGUGGCCGACCUGCCACUGGGCAGUUCGGCAGCAAGCGAAGGAGCUGCAGCAGCAGCUGGAGAGAGGAAGCAAGAAGACUCAAAAGCGCAGCAUUGCAGAAGCAGAAGAGACAAGGAAAGCAGCAAAAGAAGAUUUGUGGGGUUUGCAAAAGCCCGAAGCAGCAGACAGCUCAGCUCGCCCCCUCUCGCAGCUCCCCCUGUGGCACUUGAGGCGGCGAGGAAUUGACAGCCAAAGUGACCUCCUCGAGCUGCUGCAGCAGCUGCACCAGGGGGCCCUCCCGCUGCCUUGCUUCGCAGCAAGUUCGGCCCCCCGCAGCACCGGCGCCGCAGUCUGUUCUGAGGGCACCUGCUGCAGCGGCGGGGAGGCCCCUUCAGGGUACUUCGAGGGGGCCCACCGCCAAGGUCCCCCCGAACUGGAGCUCGACCUAGACCUGAUCUCGUGGUGCCCUGAACGGCUGCUGGAGUUCGGCGGGGAAGUGGGCAGGCUCAAGAAGGCGUGGGACACAAGACUGCAGCAGCUGCUGCUGCGCUUUGGAGUUCAAGAUGAAGCUGCGCUGCUCUCGGGGCUCUGCGACAGUGAGGCCUCCCCCGCGCUCAGGUCUGCCUCUGUUGGCUCCAGCUCUACUGCGCGUGUGGGGUGUCUUUGUCUUUACCUUUUUGAUUUAUUUUUAUUUUCAUUCUCUUUUCUGGCCCCCCAGAUGCGUCUCAGCAUGGAGGCUCUUUGCAGCCACUUCUGGCCUCUGCGCUUCUUUGGAAAAUCUCUAACAACCGACCAAAAACGAAUUGUGGCAGUGACAGCCUACUACUUCUCUUACGUGUCCCAAGGGGCUCUCGAGGGCUUCUUGGCAGCAGCAGGGAGGCCCCCUAGCGGCCAGGGAUGCCCUCUGCAGCAGAACCUGCAGGAGGGUUCCUCAGGGUCCUCCGCAGGGACCCCAGAGGCCUCCCCAGAACCCCUCGCAGGGCCCCCACUGCUCACGAGGAGCGAGCUCAGGGCCCUGGAGGCCCUGGGCAUUCUGCCCUCGGCACAGUUGGGGGACUCUCCAGUGCACAGCAGCGGCGCAGCAGCAGACAGCAGCAGUGCAGCAGCAGAGAGCAGCAGCACAGCAGCAGACAGCUGCAGCACAAUCGAGACGCCCAGGAGCCCGCAAGGACUCCUAGAGCAGCUCAACAAGGGGCCCCUCCAACACCCAAAUGGCAGGCCCCAGGAGCCAGACAGCGCGGGGGACAUUUCGGGGGCCCCCUGUGGGCCCCAGGCUACUCAGGGAGGAAGCUCGCUAGGAAACACUUUCCAGCCUGAGGAGCAGCAGCGUGAGCAGCAGCAGCAGCAACAGCAGCAGCAACAGCAAAGUCCGGGGCAGCAGCAGCACUUCUGUUCUUUUGCCUGGAUGCUCUACCCCAACGAGCUUAAAGACAUAAAGGCUCUCACGCUCGCCGCAGCCGCGCUCCAUGAGCCCUAA
Eimeria tenella is the source of this 5253-nucleotide messenger RNA. RefSeq lists its product as uncharacterized. The coding region runs from base 1 to 5253 and encodes 1750 amino acids. Lineage: Eukaryota; Apicomplexa; Conoidasida; Eucoccidiorida; Eimeriidae. The transcript is spliced from 11 exons. The record is from RefSeq and is a predicted model, not a curated record. Gene Ontology annotation, molecular function: RNA-directed RNA polymerase activity.